UUACAAAAGCCAAGCAGGCUUAAGUCAUCAUGAAACAAUAGUUCAUUCACAUUAUAAUACACCUCGAACUGGACUUAUACCUCAACCACCUGAAGCAAUUAUUGAAUUCAAAAACAUAUUGGUUCAUAUGAUACAAACUAAAUUAAAAACCAGCAUACAACAA
Racocetra persica is the source of this 163-nucleotide messenger RNA. The record is from the annotation of a GenBank genome assembly. NCBI's taxonomy places the organism in Eukaryota, Fungi, Glomeromycota, Glomeromycetes, Diversisporales, Gigasporaceae.